AUGCGUCUCCUCAACGUCGAAAGCCUCGAACUCCGUACCUUCCACGCCAGUGACACGCCCCGAUACGUGAUAGCAUCGCAUCGGGGGUCCGACGAAGAAGUAACAUUCAAAGAUGUUCACGAGAAGCGGAAUUCACACAAGAGCGGGUAUAUGAAGAUUGUUGGGUUUGCAAACUAUAUCAAGAAACACGUAUCGCCUAUAAAAUGGCUAUGGAUUGAUACCUGCUGCAUCAAUAAGGGCGAUCCAGCAGAAUUGUCCCACCCGAUCAACUCCAUGUACAGCUGGUAUCGCAAUGCCGAGCUAUGUAUUGCAUACCUCGCGGAUGUGGAGGAGCAAGGGAGCCUGAAAAGCAGUGUCUGGUUCGAGAGAGGUUGGACGCUGCAAGAACUGCUGGCGCCGCGCAUCGUUGUGUUUGUUACAGAUCAGUGGCAAGUCAUAGGGAACAAAGGAUCUUCCUCUCACAGUUGCAGCAUUACUCCCCUUGGGAGUGAUCUUACAGGAACCAUUGCAGCCAAGACAGGGAUACCAACACAAGUGCUUAGUGAUUGGGGGACCAGCGCGAACAUGAAGCUCAUUGAUAAAUUGAAAUGGAUGGAAGGUCGAAGGACGACCGUACCGGAAGACAUGGCAUACGCUCUAUUCGGCGUGCUUGGGGUAGCGCCCGGCGCUGAUUACGGUGAAGGAAGCGAGACCGCAAUGCAAAGGCUCGAGGCAGCGGUGAACGGGCAGUCUGGAACGAGCCAACAGAUCAAACCUCUUAGAGAGCUUUUCGAACGGCUCAAAGCACCCGAUCCAUGGACGAACCAUCAGCUGGCACAAGGACAUCACGAGCCUAACACUGGCACGUGGCUGCUCCACUCGAGAGCCUAUCAAACGUGGAAAUCUGGAGCAUGGGAGCCUGGCUCAUCUCGAUGUCUCUGGCUGCACGGCAAACCUGGGUCUGGCAAGACAGUCCUCUGCUCUACGGCCGUGGAGGAUAGCUUGGCAUGCUGUCGAGGACGACCCUAUUUCGGAUAUGCGGUCUUCUACUUCUCAUUCUCAGACGAAAGCAAGCAGGAUUAUUUGGCCUUCCUCACCUCACUGCUUGAACAGCUAGGUCAGAGGGAGCCUGGCCUGGGUGUCCUACGCAUGCUGUCUGUGCACGCCAUCAGGACUCAGGACUGGCUUGAGGAUACUUUGAGGCGGUGCAUUGCCUCGUAUCAGCAGGUCUUCCUACACGUGGACGCUCUUGACGAAUGUUCAAGGGCCGAUAAAGUGCGAGAGCAUGUGCUUGUUGGGCUAGAAACCCUUGUCGCUACAGCGCCAAAUAUCAGGGUUCUCGUGACCAGUCGAGCCGAACCAGAUAUUCGUGAAUACCUGCAAAGGUUUGACACUGUGUCAAUCGAAGCUACGACAGCAGACCAGGACAUACGGCUAUAUGUGUCUGAGCGACUGUCUCGUCACUCAAGGCUCUCUCUGCUCCCUUUGCAGACGAGAAAUUUGGUAGAAGACACACUUACCCAGAAGGCAAAUGGGAUGUUCAGAUGGGUAGACUGCCAGCUAGCAGAGCUUGAAAAACUCAAGUCGCUCAGGCCAACAUCGAUCAAGGCGAAAUUGUCAGCCCUUCCAGAGGAAUUAGAUCAGACUUACGAGCGGAUGCUUAACAGGAUCAAGCUGGUCGAUCGGCCCUAUGCACUCACAAUAUUUCGAUGGGUUACGUAUGCAGAGUCGCCUCGAACUCUUCUUGAACUAACCGAAGCCGAUGUGAUUGAUCCGACCAGAUGUCCGACCGCGGACGGCGAUUUCGAUGUAGGCAAGAAGUACCACUGGAAAGAUGCACUGGAAAUACUCGGCGAAUUCCUCUUAGUAGAGCACCCCAGACCUGGUGACGAGAACUACAACCACGGGACGUUGUUCGACGAAGCCGAAGAAGAAGAUCUCAGCAUGGCAUCUCAAACAAAAACAAACAACAAACACGUCCGAGUCCACCUUGCGCACUUUUCCGUCAAUCAAUACCUGCAGUCAACACUCAUAUCGACGGGCCAUUCCCAGUACUUCCAUCUCAUUCCUGCGCGGGAGCACACCUUUCUCACCCAGAGCUGUAUCACAUAUCUGAUGUACUAUAGCGACUCUACGCUGAAGGCCUGCUCGAAACAGGAUCUGGAUACCUUUCCCCUUCUGCGGUAUGCUGCAAAGUCGUGGAGUUACCACGCAUCACGCCAGCAGUGGACAGACGCAACCCGAGAGGCUCGGUUUCUCACCUCUGAAAGGUACAAACAUGAUUGGCUCCGUGUUCACAACCCUGAAGAGCCACUGAGAGAGCCUUUCGACGGGUUUCCGGGGACGAUCGGAUCAGGUUUGCAUUAUGCAAGCUUUUUUGGACUGGGACGACUAGUUGAGAUACUUCAGUCCGACGCAUGGCGUUGA
Fulvia fulva is the source of this 2406-nucleotide messenger RNA. RefSeq names its product Vegetative incompatibility protein HET-E-1. The transcript is spliced from 3 exons. The record is from RefSeq and is a predicted model, not a curated record. The coding region runs from base 1 to 2406 and encodes 801 amino acids. NCBI's taxonomy places the organism in Eukaryota, Fungi, Ascomycota, Dothideomycetes, Mycosphaerellales, Mycosphaerellaceae.